Messenger RNA from Aspergillus saccharolyticus JOP 1030-1, 668 nucleotides. Its product is annotated as bZIP transcription factor JlbA/IDI-4. The transcript has a single exon. Lineage: Eukaryota; Fungi; Ascomycota; Eurotiomycetes; Eurotiales; Aspergillaceae. Gene Ontology annotation, cellular component: nucleus. Gene Ontology annotation, biological process: regulation of transcription by RNA polymerase II. Bases 52 to 624 code for a protein of 190 amino acids. The record is from RefSeq and is a predicted model, not a curated record. Gene Ontology annotation, molecular function: DNA-binding transcription activator activity, RNA polymerase II-specific; RNA polymerase II transcription regulatory region sequence-specific DNA binding.
UGCAUAUCAAACGCUUCAAAAGUCACACCGUCUCGCAACCCCUCAACGGAAAUGGCACAAACCCCGUCCUACAGUCCCCUAACCACAAGUGAUUAUCAUCACCCUGCCGCAUCUUCUUGCGAGGAGCCUUUAUUAUGGGACCCUCAGCUCGUCGACCCAUUGAUCUUCUACAGCAUGGAUCUGCCCACCAUCUCCCUCAUGCCACCUGUGUUAAUCGACUCCACAAUUUCUGAUACUGAUUCAUUCGACCAUCUUGGCGCUCUUCCGUGCAAUCCCAUCAUUUCCGUCCAUACACAUGCGAGCUCUAGCCUUCCAUUAUGUGCGACCGCUACAGCUACCCAACAAGGCACCAAGCGAUCGCGAGACCAUACAUCCACCGAAGAGUCAACGGGGAGCGAGACGUUCUCCGCUCCAGACAUGGAGGAGGAGCGUCUCCAGGAAAAACGGCGUCGCAAUAAGAUGGCUUCGCGAAGGCUCCGGCAGCGGCAAGUCGAACAUGUCAGUGAGUUGGAGUCGCGACUGAAUCAGGUCACUGAGGAGCGCGAUGGUCUGCGAUUGCAGCUCGCCAAGUGGGAGGCGGAAGUCGCGGUGCUUCGGAGUCUGGUCGGACAGCAGAUUACUUGAUGCGUAUGGGUGAUGGGAACGUUCUUGCCACAGACUUAUUCGAG